AUCCGAUACGGACCGAGUCAGUGUCACUUCAUAGAUCCAUUUCCCCGGGAAUAGCUCGUCGAUCAUACGGGGUAGCGUCCCGCCGCCGCGACUGCUCCAUCUCGGUCCGACAACCGACAUCUCUCCAUACAAAAGAGCAGCGGGGAAAGCUCAAAGAGGGCAAGCCACGAAGCAGGAACUCAACCAUGGAUACCCCAGAUAGCAGCUCUGCCCAUUCGGUGUGUGCGGAUACGCGGUAUAAGAGACCGCGGUCCAGUAUAGCCUGCAGGCUUUGUCGCUCGCGCAAAGUCCGCUGCGACGCCGCCGUGUCUGGGUCGCCGUGUACGAACUGCAGCCUCGAUCAGGUUCCCUGUGAGAUUGUUCCUGGCAGACGGCGUCUUCGAAAGGCGCCCGUGGUCCAGUCGCACUUCCAGUCACCACUGCCGGCAUACAUCCAGCCUGUCCCCUCCCAUAUCGGCGAUGACGAGCUCACAUACCUGCGCGCAAAGGGCGCACUGCGUUUGCACAGCCCAGCCGUCCGCGACAAGCUAUGGCGAAGCUAUUUCGAGCUGGUGCAUCCCUCUCUGCCUGUCCUAGACCGCGCAGCAACGGUCGCAUCAUUAAAGGCCACAGCGGGGUCGGCCAAGAUCAGUCUACUGCUCUUUCACUGCGUCAUGCUGAGUUCCCGACUGUUCCUUGAUGCCCACGAGGGCCGACAUACCAAGCCAGCUUCUCUUCGUGCCAUGUUCGACCGCGUCCGGGUGCUAUUCGAUAUGGGGUACGAAACUGAUAGGACCGUAUUGAUUCAGUGUCUGCUUUUGAUGUCGCUAUACCCGCAGCCAAUCGACAGUCCGAAGAGCUCGCUCAAUCUUAUAGCACAGGCCGUUUCCCACGCAUAUGUGCUAGGAUUGCAUCGAAACCCGGCGCGAUUCUCAGAAGAUGCGUAUGAACGAAGUCGGCGCAAGCAGCUAUGGUGGAGUCUGUAUAUUCGCGAGCGGAUGGUUCUGCUUGACCACGGUUCUCCCUGGAUUAUCAACGACCGAGACCUCGAUGUGCCGAUGUUGACACUAGAUGACUUCGCCCUUGACCCCUUGGGUAGUGAUAUGAACACGAAAGACAUAUUUACACCAGAGCACAAUGCCAGUUACCACCGGAAGCUGGCGCUUAUGCUCAUCGAACGGUCGAAACUAGCGGUCAUUAUUGGGAAUCUCGCUCCAAUAUCAACAAACAUCACAGACAAGCGCGACCAGCCCUGGCCCUCUAUCCAUCCAGGAGUCUCGGACUCCGCGGAGGUACUCAAAGCUGGUCAACUGCUAGACAAAUGGGUGGCCAGCCUGCCCAUGGAAAUCGCCUGCCUACAACCGAACAGCUAUGCUGAAGGCCAGAGGGACACGAACAGCCUGCUCUCGGUGCAUAUCACCUCCCUAAUGCUUCUCUACCACAUCGCCUCAAACCACUGGGCCGUGCUCCGCUGGUUCCAAGUCUCCUCCCCUACCCUAGAUGUAUCCGAAUACUCCAUCAAGUCCCUCUGGACGACUACCUGGCCCAUAAUACACUUAAUCGACAAUCCGCCCGCGCAGCAGCCAUUCGCGCAUAUCCAGCUGCUUGCCCCAUCCCUCGUUCGGCCGUUGCUUCUGUGCGCCAUGCUGAAUCGGAGUACCCCGUUCUGGCUACGAUUAUCAUCUGAUACGGGGUAUAUACCCUCGCUGUUUGAAAGAAUCGGCGAUACGGACCCAUACUUCAAACAGGCAGUUGACUACGCGCGCAAUAGCUCAGGACAAACUCUGACUCCGGCUCAGACCCAGACCCCAUUAACACCAGCGUCGCGUAGUUCGGGCGGAGAUGAAAAGCUUGAGCUCGAUACUAGCACUCUGAGCCCGGAUACAGGUGUCGAUAUGUUUGGGGAUAUGCUUAACUUUUACCCGUCUGAUAUUGAUAUCGCGGGGCUGGAGGUGCCGUUUACGGAUGAGGUGCCCUUGGCUGAUGAGAUGUUCCUUGCACUGGAGGCGGGAAUAGUAGCAUGAAUACUAUGUGGAACGUGGC
This is a messenger RNA of Aspergillus versicolor CBS 583.65, 2022 nucleotides long. RefSeq names its product Zn(II)2Cys6 transcription factor. Gene Ontology annotation, biological process: DNA-templated transcription; regulation of DNA-templated transcription. Bases 186 to 2003 code for a protein of 605 amino acids. Gene Ontology annotation, molecular function: zinc ion binding; DNA binding; DNA-binding transcription factor activity, RNA polymerase II-specific. The record is from RefSeq and is a predicted model, not a curated record. NCBI's taxonomy places the organism in Eukaryota, Fungi, Ascomycota, Eurotiomycetes, Eurotiales, Aspergillaceae. The transcript is spliced from 2 exons.